Lepisosteus oculatus (spotted gar) is the source of this 2343-nucleotide messenger RNA. NCBI's taxonomy places the organism in Eukaryota, Metazoa, Chordata, Actinopteri, Semionotiformes, Lepisosteidae. The record is from RefSeq and is a predicted model, not a curated record.
CAGUCCUGAUGUCAUUUCCUCACCUAAAACACUAUACAUACUGUUUGUGAUCCCCUUUUCUCCCUCGUCUUUUUUCAUCCCAUCUCCACCUCUGCAGCUGUAUGGGGGUCCCAGCCACUUCGUCCUCUGGCCAGGAGAAAAGACUUCAAACAUUUCGUUCCUCUCCUGUUCCGUCACUAAAGAGAGAGGAUGGAAGAGAGCAGCAACACCGGAGCAUGGAAUUCUCUUUUCUCUUGAUCUAGAGGAAGGCUUGGAGCAGGAACAUGCAGCAGGGCAGUGCAACCCCAUGCCUUUGCCAUCACUGGGCACCCUGAAGCUGAUCCAGGGUGAUGGCACCAGCGUUGGCACAGUGAUCUCCUUCCAGUGUCCCAGCAAGCACCGGCUCAUAGGAGAGGGAGUCGUCUCGUGUAUCUGGAGGAGCAACGGCACAGAGUGGACAGCAGUGGCCCCCACCUGUAAACCUUUGUCUAGGUAUGAAGAUUUUGGAUUUAAAGUGGCCGUGAUUGCAUCCAUUGUAAGCUGUGCUGUCAUCCUUCUAAUGUCUAUGGCCUUUCUGACCUGCUGCCUGCUUAAAUGCUUGAAGAAAAGUGAACAAAGAAGACAGGAAAGGGACAUGCAGUCACGGUGCUCGAUGAAUUGCGAAGACGUGGAAGAUACACAGUCCUACCAUUACCGGCACAAGGGAAGAAACAACAACAACAACAAAGCCGGGGCAAAGACUGUAAGGGCCGACUUUAGAGACACAGGAUAUGACAACCAGGGUUUCUGCAGGUGUCAUGAAUGCCCACGUGAAGUCAGUGUUCCUGUCCCUUAUAGAGGACAUGAGGUACCUGUCAUUUGUAAGGCAAAGAAAACUUGGAUUCCAGGCAUGUGCAAUCCACCAGAAUGUGACUUUGCAGCGAUCAGUAGGAGGUCAGGCGAAGAACUCUAUGGGACUUGCUGGCAUCCACUUCACAACAAGGAGCACCACGUGCAUGUCAUGUCUGUGUGAAGCUGAUCGCACACUAUUUAUGAGACCAAAUUAGCCACACAAGUGCCUUAAACUGGAUUUAACUUGACUCCAAGAAUUACAGAGAAGAACAAUUUGCACUUUUAAUGGGAGGUCAUGCCUAGUUGAUAGAGGUCUCUUUUUCAAAAUCUUUUCAUUGUUAAGUUUCCUUUCAGAACUCGGCUAACUACCGCACAACGAUUGUCCUUGUGUGUGAGGAGCGUGGACAUUGUCAAGUGUUGAAAUGGAUUGGUGGUCUUUUUAGGGUUUUUAAAGGUUUUUUAGGGAAGAAGGUGCACAGAAAAUAAAAUCAAGUAUAAGUGAGACUGUGAGCUAAAACUGUUUUGUGUUGAAGGUUCAUCCCACUAUCAACACCAAAUGGAAGUGAAAGUCAAACUAGUUAUUGCUGUUUGGUUAUUUUGUCAUUGGGUAUGCUGGUUGGACAAAAUGAAUUAUAAAGUAAUUUGUAACUAUAAAAUAUAUCUAAUGACACUGGAUAUGUAAAGGUUUCCACAGAAAAUAUACAAAAAUAAGUCCUCUGACUAAGCAAAAAUAUUCAUGCAGGCGGGUUUAACUGCAAUAACCACAGUGGAGGAGAGUCAUUUCUUCAAUAUUUACUGGAUAACAUUACCAAAUUUAAAACUCUGUAACUGUAACUUAAGAGAAUUACAAUUUCAGAAUUAACCUUGUUUGAACUUCUUUGAUACCAGAGAUUGGACUAUCUUUAAAACAAGUGUAAGAUGUAUCAUCAGUGGUGCUGUACAACUGGAAAAGGGAACGUGUGCAGACUAUUGGCUGUAUGACCCAGUUAAAAACACAAGAAAUGCUGACUUUCCAAAUUUUGAGUUUGGAUUGUUUUCUGUAUUUACCGGUUUCUGAUCUCCUGCUGUUAUAUUACACUAUCACUCACCUAGACAACCAUAUUGCUCUCUGUGGUGUCUGUAAUAGGGAGUCACAGAGUGUGGUCUGUUCUCGGUAUAAAAUUGUAUAUCAAUAACUGCAUUAAGCCUUUCAUUGCCGUACCCUGAAGUCCUUGAUUUACAAUUGAUCCUGGAUGAAUCAGUCUGAUUAAAAUCUAAAAAGCAGACAGCAGAAUCAUAAUAUUUACAAUAUGCCUCGGAGCUUGAAGGCUCCCUUUUUAAUUUCUGUUAUAAUCUCUUUCAGGCUGAAAAACAUUUUGAGGUAGAAGUGUGCUUUUCACCAUUAUUUAGAUUGCUUUUCAGACCUGUUCGUUCAUAGCCCUCCUUGUUUCUAUGGCAUAUUUUCUUUGUGGCAGCUACAUCCAUAGAAGAACAAAAAUACACUUUAUUCAUGUCUUUACCUUUCUUCUCAUGCAAUAAAUUGUGGUACUGAAA